GAAACGAAAACUGUGGCAACCGAGUGUACAUACAUCGGAAGUCGCAAGCUUCCGUAUAAAGUGAGAAAACCGGAUGUUCAGCGAAACAGACGCGGGAUUCGUCAAAAAGGCGCGCACGGCGAACGGUCAAGUGAAUGUUCACAAGUGCGACACGGAGCGUCGAGAGGCACCGAUUGUAAGGAAGAGAACGGUUUGGUGCGCCCGAAGCCGGGUUACCUCGUCGAAAUGGAUUCACCGUCGCGCGAAACGUCACCGGAGCUCGAAAUCGAGGAUAGCGAGAUCAUGGACGAAAUUUUGAGCAUGUACUGCAGCAAAUCCGUUCAGUCGGAGCAAAAUGGUACGAUAAAGAAAAAUGAGAACGUCUCGGAGAGUAAAUCCUGGUACGAAGAAGUGGAGGAGAAGAAAGUUGCCGAGAGCGUGCAGUACGAUAAAAUUUCGAGUGCGCAAAGUGACAAUUGUCAUGCGAGGCAUAAAAAUACGAACAGUGUUGUGCGCAUAGAAUUCAAGGACAAUGUACAGAACAAGCCGAGGGAACCGACCACCACCGGUAGUAAAAGAACGAGGGAAGACAGCACGGAUGAUGUGGACGCUAAGGUCGCCCGUAACAGAUGUUACAGUGACUCGAGCUCGACUACUAAUUCGUCAGACGGUGGUAGGAAGCGCGUCGAGUUCGAGACGGAUCCAAUUGUUCUGGCACGCAGACAGAAGGAGAUAGAUUAUGGGAAAAACACAAUCGGAUAUGACAGAUAUAUCCAGGCGGUACCUAAAGAUAAACGUACACGAGAACAUCCGAGAACACCACCGAAAUAUAUCAAAUACAGCAGAAGAGGCUGGGACGGUAUGGUGAAAAUAUGGCGGAAGCAACUUCACUCUUGGGAUCCACCUCAAGAGGACAAUAAAACCAAUUGAAUUAGACAAUCUGUCAGAGAAACCGCUAAAUCAUUAUUUUCUUUAUUUAUAUCGUGAUUGCGUUCCUUAAUACCACUUCUUUCAGUUUCUUAAUGCUCAUUCAUUGCAUAUUAUUUCUAGUACUUGUUGGAAUUUAUAUUGCAUUUGAAAACGCAAGAGAUCGCUUAGUAAAUAUGGAAAUCAGUUAGUUUUUAUUGUUUUUAUGUACACAAUAUAUAUAUAUAUAUUUUAUAACAUAAUUAUGGGAAAGACCUAUGUAAAUGAACCUUGUAUAACUGCCAAUGUAUAUAAUCAUGUUAGGUUAAACAAUAACCUAAAACUGAUUUAAUAACAUUUGUACUGAUACCGUAUAGUCUUUAUUUACAUGAUUAGCAUAAAACCGAUUUCAUAAUUUCCAAUGUUGCUACCGGUGUGUUACGUAUAUAAAGAGACGUAACACAAUGUAAGCAUAGCCUUUGAUCAAAAACGUCAGUAAAUUAAGAUUGGCUGAGAGGAAGUUCUCCACUUAUUCGUAGUACUUCAUAGAAAUUUAAAAGGCUGAUUGUGAAAUGAAAUCGUCGCAUAUCGCUCACAUACAUGGAAAAUACGUAAGUGAUAUGCCUAGUUAUAAUAAACCUAUAGUUAUAUUUUUAUUUAAAUUAUUGUUUUUAGGUUUGUCAUGUUAAUAUAGAUUCUGGAUGUUACUAAACCAA
Molecule: messenger RNA, 1601 nt
Organism: Dinoponera quadriceps
Lineage: Eukaryota; Metazoa; Arthropoda; Insecta; Hymenoptera; Formicidae
Gene: Slbp
Product: histone RNA hairpin-binding protein
Exons: 3
Coding region: 226-909 (227 amino acids)
Biological process (GO): mRNA 3'-end processing by stem-loop binding and cleavage; mRNA transport
Cellular component (GO): histone pre-mRNA 3'end processing complex; cytoplasm
Molecular function (GO): mRNA binding; histone pre-mRNA stem-loop binding
Source: RefSeq, a predicted model, not a curated record